UCCAACAAUUCCAGAUGCCGGCAGUGAUGGCAAACCCACGACCCCGGGCGAAGCGCGUCACUGCGCCACUCGACGCUGCUGCCAGAGCACGCCUCGCCGUCCUCCCCAGCAGCGUGGACAGUAGCGGCAGCGAGCAUGAGGCCACCGCCCUGUCUAACCUCGUCAACGAGUACCUCCUCGAGACGGACGCCACGGUUACCGCGGCGGACCUCGCCGUGGAUCAAGGCUCGGACGCCGAGGACGACAACCACGGCAACAGCAUCCGGUCGGUGGCGGCGGCGGCGGAGGUGAUCCAGGAGAUUAAAGGUAUUCUUGAUCCGGCCGGAAGACCCGACGAGCUCCGCCGCCGGAUCGUCGCCGAUGUCAUGGAUGCCAUGCUAAGUCUGGAAGACAUCCGGAAGAAUCGGUCGGCUUUCCGGCGAGCCGUUAUGUCGCGCCUGCGGGAUCGCGGCCACGACGCGGGCCUCUGCAAGGCGCGGUGGGACAAGUCGAGAAGUAGGGCGGCCGGGAACUAUGAGUACAUCGACAUUGUGCUGUCAGCUGAGACGAGGUUCAUCGUGGACGUUGGCUUCGCGGCAGAGUUCGAGGUCGCGCGGCCGACGGCGGGGUUCGACGCAGUGCUGGCGGCACUGCCGGAGGUGCUCGUCGCGCCAGCUGAGGACCUGCGGUGGGUGGUCAAGGCCGCGUCGGCGGUGGCGAGGCAAUCGUUGAAAAGCCGCGGUCUGACCGUGCCACCCUGGAGAAAGCGCCGGUUCAUGAUGGCCAAGUGGCUUGGGCCGUACAGGCGGACGGUGAACCCUUUGCCGGCGUCGGCAGGUGCAGCAAUUGUCGGCAGUGGAGCAGCUGCGGUCUGCCGAACAAUUCUUGGGUUCGCACCGCGGCCGACGGCGACAUCGUCGGGGCUUUGGGGUUGAGAUGAUUGGAAGGUGGGAGAUGCUAGAGUGAGCUAUGUUCCAGAUUGCUAUUUGGUAAUAGGGAGCAAAGUGAUAGGGUAG
This is a messenger RNA of Phragmites australis (common reed), 995 nucleotides long. RefSeq lists its product as uncharacterized. The record is from RefSeq and is a predicted model, not a curated record. The transcript has a single exon. The coding region runs from base 15 to 914 and encodes 299 amino acids. Lineage: Eukaryota; Viridiplantae; Streptophyta; Magnoliopsida; Poales; Poaceae.